Messenger RNA from Acinonyx jubatus (cheetah), 1396 nucleotides. RefSeq names its product putative zinc finger protein 705EP. The transcript has 3 exons. The record is from RefSeq and is a predicted model, not a curated record. NCBI's taxonomy places the organism in Eukaryota, Metazoa, Chordata, Mammalia, Carnivora, Felidae. Gene Ontology annotation, biological process: regulation of DNA-templated transcription. The coding region runs from base 1094 to 1396 and encodes 100 amino acids.
ACAAAUAUUGAAAAAAAUAAAGUCAUAAAAUUAAAUAACUGACCUUCAGAUCUCAGCAGCACUGGCAAGAUUUCAAGUAUCCUAUAACCACUUGGUCUGGCAGUUACUGUAUUGUACAAUGCAGAUAUGGGGCAUUUACUUUACCUUAGGAAGUUCUAUUGGCACAGUGAUCUACAUCUUAUGUUUCUAUAAUUUUUCGUUGUAAAUACUUCCUUUUCUGCUUUUCUGAAUUAAUUUCUUUCUAUGGAUUUCAUCAAGUAAUAAAUAGACUUCAAUUAGCAUGGUUACUGUGGAGACUAAAUAGGCAAAUAUAUGUAAAUCUGAAAGGGCACAAUCACGUUUUAUACAAAUUUGACUUUCUUUUUUUUCCCCGAACCUCAGGUGCAAAUGGGUGAGUUAAUGAUCCCUUUGUUCAUGAUGCUUUUGCAUUAUUUCUCCACGAAAUACAUUCAGUUAUUCUUGAUGUCAGGGGAAAAUUGGUUUAUAAAAGUCCAUGAAUUGAUUAACACCAUUGUAAUCUUAGUUGCUUGAUAUCCAAGUCUAGGGGGGACCAGAGAGCAGGAGGGGACUGAGGCUUCAGAGAGCUGCUAUGGAUACUGGAGAACCAUUGCUAGGGCAUACAGCAAGAAAAACGAGAUCUGAGAAAUUCCGCAGUGUUCGUCUACAGGUGGAAAACAAACCCUAUGUGUGUCAUGAGUCUGGAAGCACUCUGCUCUGGAAUCAGGGAGGGAACUGAAGAAUUCUGAAUGCCAUAGGCUACUGAAUGCACACAACACAAUGUUUAUCAUGUUCUGAUUUGUAAGAGAUCUGUAUUUUGACCUUUAUUUUCAAUCACAGCUAUAAUCUGACAUUUGACCCUGGGAUAGGAGUGACCUCUUACACCCUGUUCUUAGAGUGCACCACUUGUGGUUUGUUGGGCUAGGGGGUCACACCCAGGUGAAGGUCUGGGGCUUCCUGACAGGUGAGUCUGGAAAUUGUGCACAGUACUGGAUCUCAUGACUUCUUUCUCCAUCCUCAGCUUUGCCUGCUUAGUGCUUGUACUGUCUGUGAGUGAGAACCCAGAGAAAGAUACCUGGCAACUGACUUGUCGACAAUGCAGGCACCGGAACCAGUGACAUUUGAAGAUAUAGCUGUAGACUUCACCAAGGAAGAGUGGGCCCUGCUGGACGCAUCCCAGCGAAAGCUGUUCAGAGAUGUGAUGCUGGAAAGUAUCAAUCAUCUGAUCUUUCUGGAGAAUAAUAGCUGCAAAAGAUCCUUCCAGUUGGAGCAAGAAGGAGAGCUGCAGAGUGAAGGAACUGGGUUUCUCCAAGAGCACAGUCCAGGUGAGCAGCAGGGACCUGUGGGUCAGGAGGAGCAGGUGCCUACUGUGAGUGUGUCCUUUAGAAAUACUCACUGA